AUGAAACAAGUUAAGAAAGACCCUGUCAGAAACAGAGUGGCUGUUGAAACAGGGACUUUUGAUUAUAGUGUGACUUCUCGCAAUGAAACUGGUAAGUUACAUAAGUGAUAUCUAAAUCAAGGUGGGAGAUAGUCGUAAAAUUUGAAAAAAGUAUGAAAAUUCAAAUAAAAAAUGCAAACUCGGACUUACGGAAUUUAUCUACACUCGCCAAUUUCUAAUGCGGUAGGAUUACGGUAUCUUUUUGCUUACAGCUCGGACGCAGCUCGGAAAAUCCUAAAUUUUCUUUUUUUCGCGAAAAAAUUUCGUUUUAUCCUUUCUUCUUUGAGUCAUAUAGAUCCAUGAAGAUCAAGGUGUACAAUGCUCAGUUUCAGUUGUCUAUGCAGUAGAACAUCAGUUUUUACUAUUUUUUAUAUUAUUCAUACUUGGUUUUUUCAGAAACUCAUGGUUUGGAAGAACAACGCGCCGAAAGGUUGGUCCAUUAUUACAAGGAGAAGAUCCAGCGACAGUUGAGUGAGUACAAUAAACUGCGGAACGAGGAGAUCCAUUUUUCCGCUGAGUACGAAGAGCUGACCGAGGCGUAAGUUAUAUAACAAGUUCAUGUGUUAUUAUUUUUAGUGUGGCGCAAUAAAACGUCUUGUUUUGUAGAUCCGGACUACUGGAUCAAUUGUUGUCUCAAUUGUCAAAUGAGGCGCGGCAAGGGGCUCAGAAAGACCACUUUUUGCACAGCAUGUUCAAUGAGAUGAUGGAGAAGGAGAAUCCGGAGGUGAAAAUGACCGGAGAAUACCUGAAGAAGAGCGCGCCGGUAACAAGCGAGCUGUUCGAGACUUUAAUGGUGACCUCUGGGACUGAGAAGAAUGCUUUGGAGGUAAGAGGUUAUAAAAUUUUUGUUUUAUUUUUAGAAUCUGACGGAUAUUGAGUCCAGCUUCCGCGGCACGUUGGAGCCGCUGGUAAAGCAACGUUCAGUGUUGAAUGAGAAGCUGAUUGGCCUCAGAGAGUCGUACGAUCAUUCGCAGGAGAAGAAACGGACCUUGUUUGAUGAUAGAGCCAAAGCUUUGAAUGAAGUGGACGCAUUGAAGUUGGAGUUGGAAUUUUUGCAAGUAGAGAGUGUAAAACUUGGUUAG
Molecule: messenger RNA, 1121 nt
Organism: Bursaphelenchus xylophilus (pine wood nematode)
Lineage: Eukaryota; Metazoa; Nematoda; Chromadorea; Rhabditida; Aphelenchoididae
Source: the annotation of a GenBank genome assembly